AUGUGUACAUGUUUCCCGCCAUUUAGGGCGGAGAGAGGUGGGAAAUGGUGGUGGGGACCAGCUCUUGCCUGCCGAAAAAGACAGCACCAGAUUAGGGGAGGGGAAAUACACACGAGAGGAAGGGCGCGUGAGGGGAGGCAACUGAAGGGUGGGUUGUGUCUGCCAGCAUAUGCUUUACAGGAAGCUGUCUUUCUCUCUGCCUUCAUUCCACAAGAACAUUAUUAAAAAAAAAUUAAAUAUUCUUUAGUAAAAGUAAAAUAAACUAACAAGAGGCAGAUUGAAUGGUUGGGGCCUGGGGGAAAUUUACCUUAUCCGAAUUUGAAUCAAGUGAUAAGUGAGAUGCGAUUUUUAUUUUUUUUCAAGAGAUAAUAAGUGGAGUGGACUAAACAAGAGCAAAAGGAAAAACAAAGAAAUCUGCAAAUGUCAUUUCGAAUUUCCCGCCGAAAGCCUAUAAGGAUAUUGUGACAGAAAGAUAUCAUCCGUCCAUUUCAAAUGUGAAGUCUCUUUCUCUCAUAAGUAUGUCAUAAUAAGUACUACUGUACUAAUAAGAAAAUCACAAUAAUCUCAUGAGAUUUGGAUUUUUACAAAAAGGGAUGAAAUAAAAUAAAUCAUCAUUUGAGUUAUCAAAAAAAUGAACAAUUUAUUCAAAAUCAAAAGAACCAAACUAAAUUAAACUGAAUUCAAAAUUUGAAAUCGAACUAAAUAAUUAGUUAAUAUUAUCGACUUUUUAUGUGAAGAAAAUUAAACUCAAAUUUCUACCAAGUUUCAAAUUAGAUAGUUAGGUAAGAAUAGUGAAUAAUAUAGCCAGCAAAAUGGAUUUUGAACAAGAUUGAGAGGGAGACACACUAAUUAAGAAGUACUGUUGUUUUAGGAAAUUGCAUAGGGUGAGAAUCUUAGCUUGACCAUUUUGUAAUCAUAAGUUACCUACAUCUUUUUACUUUGCUUUUUUUACAUACUAGUAUAUCUUACACGUAAACGAGGCAUUCGUGUUACUUAUGUGCAAACAUGAUUUCAACACUUUGGUCUUCGAAAUAAACAUAUAAAAAAUUACACAUGAAAUAUGACACCAGCAACAGCCUUUGGCAUGAUCUCAAGUUCUAUGAUCCGGUUUCCACUAUAUCUAAUGACGACCAAGGAAAUUAAAAGCAACUUUUGAGUUUUAACUAUUCUAGUAAUACACCAAACUGAAUAAAAAAUAGAUAAACGCUAUGAGAUGAGAGGUAUUCAACAUAACAAGUAUAAUAUACAAAAUCAGAAAAUAUUAAUAUAAGAAUACAAAUUGUUAAAGUUAAUCUCCAAUCAUAGUUACUUAAACAACCAAUAUGAAGGAAUUUUUUUUAAAAAGAAGAUGAAACCUAUAUUCUUUGAGUUUAGAAACUCUCAAAGCAAAGGAAAUGGCCCAAAAUUUUCUCCGGCCACAUGCAAUAGAAAUGAUUCUUCCUCGUUCACUCGGUUUUGCAAUGCUAGCACGUGCUAUGCCAACUGUUUAUCACAUCCUAGCAUGUGUGGUGUACACUGUUAACUCACGAGCUCAUCACGUGCGCCAUAGAAAGUAUGCACUUAGCAUUAUGCCAUUAUCAAUAGCAAUAGCACUGGUUGAACCGUCAAUGGUCAAAGCCUCGAAAACAUUUAUCUUCGAAAGAGUCUCUUUGUUUUCAUUCAGUUCCUCGGUAUGCAUUCGUCUUUUGUAUUUGCAUAUUUGGCAGUUUAAAUUAUACCAUUGAGUUUAUGACUUAUGAAUAGGUUAGUCAAACUGGAUUCGGCCCAUUGGUUUGAAAAUGAAUUGAAACUUUUAGGUGUGUUUGCCAAAUCCGCAAAUCUCGGAUGCAUAUUAUUUAUUAACAAAGUCUAUAGAGGUUGAUUGUUUGUAGAUUAUAGAGUAGUUUUUAGUUUUUAGUUUUAGUUUUUCUAAAAUCUAGUUUUCACCCAAUCAAGAUUUGAGUAAAGUAGAUUUCCUAUUUUAUAGGGAAUCCAGAUUUUCAACUCUUUAACCAUUUUGUACAUAAAAACUAGAAUCCACAUUUUAUGGGUUUUCCCAAGUCUUGCGACAGUUUUCAUCAUUUUGCAAUACAUUAGUUAUUUUAUAUAUAAAAGAAUCACAUCUAAAAAAAAAAAAAAA
Molecule: messenger RNA, 2119 nt
Organism: Brassica rapa (field mustard)
Lineage: Eukaryota; Viridiplantae; Streptophyta; Magnoliopsida; Brassicales; Brassicaceae
Source: RefSeq, a predicted model, not a curated record